GUGCGCUCCGUGGAACGCCGGGCCGCGCGCAUAGAACGCCGUGUAACAAUAUUCUUGCUACGUGUCGCGGGGAAGGCCGGCCCCGCACCGCAGCGCAGCCCUGUCCCACACCCCGCACCUACACCCCUACACUCACCCACCCACACCGGCAUGUCCACCCCCGCUCGCAGGAGGCUCAUGAGGGACUUCAAACGGUUGCAGGAGGAUCCCCCAGCCGGCGUGAGCGGAGCGCCCUCGGAGAACAAUAUCAUGGUCUGGAAUGCGGUUAUAUUUGGGCCGGAAGGAACACCUUUUGAAGAUGGUACUUUUAAACUCACAAUAGAAUUCACAGAAGAAUAUCCCAACAAGCCGCCCACAGUUAGAUUUGUUUCAAAAAUGUUUCAUCCAAAUGUCUAUGCAGAUGGCAGUAUAUGUCUGGAUAUACUGCAGAAUCGCUGGAGUCCAACUUAUGAUGUGUCUUCAAUUUUAACAUCUAUACAGUCUUUACUGGAUGAGCCAAAUCCGAACAGUCCGGCCAACAGCCAGGCAGCACAGCUGUAUCAGGAGAACAAACGAGAAUAUGAAAAGCGGGUAUCUGCAAUAGUGGAACAGAGCUGGCGGGACUGUUGACCUUGCCAAGUGCCUACGAACACUGUCAGGCCAUGAGAAUCAUGAAGCGUUUUGAGUCCUCCUUGUUCUAGCAUCAUCACAUUAUUUUGCAAGCUAAACUGCUACAAUGCUGCCACCCGUUUGAAGCCUCUCUCUCCCUGGACGUUGAGUCAAAACAUGUUUUGAAGUGCAUGCACUGUACCUGGGGCACUAACUUGCCAAGGAAUUUUUAAUUUCACUUUCAUCUCUGAUCAUCCACCUUUCCUGAUGUUCUUUCAUAGUCUGUCUGGGCAGUCAGUAUCAGGCACAUAAUAAAGGUGCACUGUAACACAAUGUCAUUUGCAUUGCAUAUUUUGUGCAGGUUUUAUACAUAGCCCAGUGAAUGGAUUUUUCUCGGUGGGAGGGGGGGACACAGGUCUACCCUUGCCAAAAUCCAGCACAACUGGUGCUGAACUGAACUAAAUUGCCAGUGGGUUAAUGUCACUUCUGUUUAUGCAGAUGUGUGCCUCUUCUGAAGCCAGAACUGCAGUUCUUAAUUAAAAGAACUUUUACUGGAAGGUGCUAGUCAAUUUUUGAACUUUUUUGAAAAAAUGUCCGGGGUACUGGAGCUCAGCAGGGUGGUCACUUUUGUGACUGUUUCUAGUUCUCUAGUUCUGUUGAGUAUAGGUGUGUGUGAGCUGUUGCUGCAUGCUUUGUUUUAUUUUUCCUUUCCACUGAAUUAAACAAAGUGCUUUUCACUUUGACGAGAAUUACAGCCAUCAGCAAUCCCAUUAGUUAAGUUAGACCAAACUUGUAUAUUCAGAUACCUAAUGCAGUGAUGUGGGAUAUGGGAAGAGACCCUGUACCUUGUAUUGUCUGAUGUUCAAAGUACUUUUCUCUGCACAUUAGUCUUUUGAAGUGACAGUAUAACUUUGCACUAUAGUAACCCAUGUAAGAAACUGUACAUUUUCUCACUACUUGUAAAUAAAAUUAUAACCUUAA
This is a messenger RNA of Amblyraja radiata (thorny skate), 1569 nucleotides long. It is a transcript of the gene ube2a, whose product is annotated as ubiquitin-conjugating enzyme E2A (RAD6 homolog). The coding region runs from base 151 to 609 and encodes 152 amino acids. The record is from RefSeq and is a predicted model, not a curated record. NCBI's taxonomy places the organism in Eukaryota, Metazoa, Chordata, Chondrichthyes, Rajiformes, Rajidae. The transcript has 6 exons.